AUGCAAAAUCUCGCCAGAAUUCUCACGAUUUCCGCCGUUUUUGGCUCUGUUUCAUCGACAUUUUUCAAUGGAGGAUGUGGAUGUCCACCACCACCUCUAUGUCUUCCACCUCCACCACCAAUGUGCUUCACUGAAAUUCAAUUACCCCCAAUCCGGGUUCCAGUCAUCCCAUUGCCACGUAUUGAACUUCCACAGCCAUGUUGUCCAACCUGCGCGUGCGGCAGAAAGAAGAGAGAAAUCGACACCGGUGUUGCUGAGGACACUGUAAGCACCAAGGAUGUGUCCUGUAAUGAUGAUGGGCUUCUCGCAAUUAUGAAGAAGGAAAUGACCACCGGCGAGUCAUCCUCCGUCAAAAUCGCUUUGGUCGAGGCGGCCGAACAAGAAUUGGGCGGUCGGUUUACUGUAGUUUGUUCUCAAGGCGCAUUCUCAUUUGUCACCUCCACAACAAGCUACUGUCUUCACUCCCAGUCCGGCCUUAAUUGCUAUCUUUUUAGAACUCAAUAA
Messenger RNA from Caenorhabditis briggsae, 504 nucleotides. RefSeq names its product Protein CBR-GRL-15 (gene Cbr-grl-15). The record is from RefSeq and is a predicted model, not a curated record. The coding region runs from base 1 to 504 and encodes 167 amino acids. The transcript has 3 exons. Lineage: Eukaryota; Metazoa; Nematoda; Chromadorea; Rhabditida; Rhabditidae.